AUGGGCUGGCGGCUCUGGCGGCGCCGCGAAGCGUUCCCAUUGGCCGGAGCCUCCGCGCGUCACGGCGCUCGCCCCGCUCCCUCGCCUGUCCUCUGCCCCGCUCCCGAGAAGGGGCGGCCCGGCGGGCUGGGCGCGAGCGGGGCUCGACCCCGCGAGCUCCGGAAAGGCAGCCGCCGGGGGCAGUGGAGCAGACCCGCGCCAGCCGGGAGGAGGGGGUUGCAUCCCUCGGGUUGUGGCGGCGCGAACCGAAUCCGGACGGAGGCAGAUGUCGAGUGCUGGAACCUAGGCUGGACGCCCGGAGGGGAUGCACGCUCCGGGCGCCCGGCGAGCCCUCGCCUCUUCGGCAGAGAAUGCUGCUCAGAAGUGCUUGUGUCCCCUCGCUCUAGGAGAGAUGACCAAACAGGUGGGCUCGCCGGGGAAAAGACUGCGUUAAGCUGUCGGCAUUGGACAUCACUGCUCCUGGUUUUCAGGCUUUCUGACUCAGAUCAGGACUUAUAUCAUCAGCCCCCCUCAUCCUACACCCAUUCUCAGGCCUUAUGGACUCAGACUGAAAGUAUGGCUCUGGCUUUCCUGGCCUUCCAGCUUGCUGAAGGCAGAUUGUGGGACUUUUUGGCCACUAUAACCACCAGAGACAGAGUGUGAGUGGAGAAGCAGCAGAGAGAGAGGGAGUCAUAGAAUCUGAGGCAGACUCCAGGCUCUGAGCUGUCAGCACAGAGCCCAAUGCAGGACUGAACCCAAGAACUGCGAGAUCAUGACCUGAGCUGAAGUAGGAAGCUUAAACUGACUGAGCCACCCAGGUGCCCCUGUUAUGUAUAAAUUCUUGUUAACUUUUCUAAUAAAGUUUUUUUUUUCUUACUAUCCCUGUAUAUUUCUACAAAUUAAUCAUAAAAUGACUUUAAAAUGGUAAUAGGGGAACCUGGGUGGCUCAGCCGGUUGAGUGUCUGGCUUCGGCUCAGGUCAUGAUCUUGUGGUUUAUGUGUUCGAGCCCCGCGUUGGGCUCUGUGCUGACAGCCUGGA
Molecule: messenger RNA, 1017 nt
Organism: Panthera uncia (snow leopard)
Lineage: Eukaryota; Metazoa; Chordata; Mammalia; Carnivora; Felidae
Exons: 3
Coding region: 1-642 (213 amino acids)
Source: RefSeq, a predicted model, not a curated record